GCUCGGGGACGGUUGCGAGAACUAGUAGGGAAAAUUCGUAGCCAAGAGUUUGGAUGGGUCGUGGGGAAAUUGUACCGCGCGUUACGCACAGCGGAAUUCAAAUCGGCCAGGCAUUAAUUGCACUGCCUUGCCAGCCGAGUGGGCAUGCAGCGCGCAGAGAAACCAAACGGGACGUUCGCAUUCCAGACAGGAUGAGCCGUUUAUUCUUUCCACUACGUUCCCACGUUUGCGCCGCCGCCGUGCGGUGUCGUCUUGCGGGCGAUGUUCACACUGCCUGCCGCCGAAGCGCCGCCUCGUCUUUCGCCGUCGUCGGCGCAGCGGGUCACGUGACUCGCAGCCCACGUCACAGGGACUGUGGUAUGUCUUACCUCGUGGUGUGCGUCUCAUACGGGCGAUAUCGCCGGUCAUCGGUCGAACAGUGAGCGCGCAAACAGACACGUGGCCGAGCAGAAGCCGUCGGUUAGAGAACGCUCGUCGUUCACCAGGGUGCGCUGUCCGACGAGGGCGUUAUCUGCUGUCACGUGAUUCCGAGAGAGCUGGCAUUUUAGCGGCCUCGGUUCCCCGGCGUCAUUCCCGAUUGCCUCUCAACCGCUGCCAUGCUUGGUCCCGGACGGCAAGUUAUGCACCGAGUGUGCGACUCGGUCAGCGGCGUCAACUGGCGCCCGAUGCGGUUCGUCGACGAGCCGGUGGCGGCUCGCUACGCCUGCUGUGUCUGCCACCUGAUUCCGACCACGACGGUCCUGCUGCCCUGUGGUCACGCCCUCUGCGACCAGUGCCAGCGAGGCUCUGUUACCCAAGAUGGCGGAAACGUCUGUCCCCUGGACGGAGACCCAUUCAGCGAGGACGAAUGCCAGAAGUUGCAGCUUCAGGAGAGGAGGAAGCAAAAGCUGGAGGCUCACUGCUGGAACGAAGUCCACGGCUGCAACUUCGUCGGCCCCCUGGCGGCACUGCUGGUACACUUCGAUGCAGAGUGCUCCUUCCACGCGCUUCCGUGCGAACGGUGCGGCGGGAUCGUGCGGAACUCGGAGCUCGCCGCCCACUACAUUGGCGGCUGCAGCAACGCAGUGUUGUCGGUUACGCUGGCCGAGUCAUCGCAGAAAAGCGGCGCCGUCGUCACUUCCGGUGACGUCACCCCAGUUGGGCGAGAACUCGACAAGAUGGCGGCGAAUACUUGCGAGGACGCGAUGUCGGCCCUUCAGAGUCAGGUGAACGAACUGACGGAGGCGGCCAGAAUGCAAGGCGCGCAGCUGCAGGAGUUAAACGCCGCGCUGGCGGCUAGUCUUGACGCACUCACUGCCAGCGUGACACUAGCCGCCCAGAAAUUUUCGGAGACGAUCGGUGAGGCAUCGGAGAUGCAAAAGCGCAUGCUCGAUUGGGAAGCAGGGGAAAGUUGUCUGGCUAGAAAGGGUGUGGCAGGUUCUGCUGCCGAAGGUAUGCACUUGCCACAGGUGACGAGCACCUUUCGAAACUUGGAACACUUCGCCGGCGAGUCGCUAGAAUGUCUCGAACGCUUACUCCAAGCACAAAUGGAAGAAUGGAGCGCUACCGCACAGGUGAUCCUUCUCCCGCAAAGUACAGACGAGCCAACGGGAGCGCGUGCCGACUCUAGCUCGCCAAGCUGUGCGAACGUUAAUGAAACAGUCUAUCAUGUGAUUUUUUCACGCCCUACCAGAGAGGGAGGGCGUGGGUAUGUCUACUGUGUGACUAGGUUGCAUCGGCGAGACGCGUGGUUUACUGUGCUCAUCUACCGAAGUAAAUCGGACGGGAAAUACGAACUUUCUGUCGAAUUCACUUGGAGCUGCAAGAAAAACAUCCCUGACCUUCCGAAAGUCGUUAGAGUAACACAAUUAGAGGGAGGUUGUUCCUGUGACUUCGAGAAAACCCAUGAUGGUGACUGGGAGCAAAAUUAUUCUUCGAAGAACUAUAGCUGGGGACUGGCAGGAAGCUGUGUACUCGAAAUCGCUAUACGCAACUAACGGACGGCGCCGGAUUCGGCCCGUAAUGAUUCGAUUCUGCUUUGACGGGCUUGCCAGCUCCACAUGAAAACAUGCAUGGCUGUACCUGUCGUCGCCAUGGUCUCACUGCCACGUUUUCCUUGACAAGAUGUUAAGGGUGUGUUUAAAAUUUUGUUUUGUAUUACUCUUUUAUUAUUAUUAUUAUUAUUUUUAUUUUUUAUUGUAUUACUUUUGUAUUAUUAAAUUAAAUACAGGCAUCACCAUGGCUACACACGCAACGAAGCACACUAACACUGGGAAACAACAAUACACAAUCUGGCAGUGGAACUGCCGGGGCUACAGGAGGAAGCGGGGCAAUCUCCAGCAAUUCAUACGCAGCCGCGGGACAAAACCAGACGUGAUCCUUUUACAGGAGACAAACCAUCCGGUUAAACUAGCUGGCUACAAAGCCAUAGACGCGACCGCGACGGAGAGCAGGCAAAGAAGGAAACGGGCUACACCCCGCGUGGCGGGCGGCGCUGGGCCGGGGGCGAUGGUGCCGCGCCGGCCGUCUCCCCCGCCACGCCCGUUGCCGGUCGCCGCCGUGCUCGUUCGGCGUAAUGUCACUGUGGCGCAGCGAGAACUUGCCUGCGUAAAUAUCCCUCACGUGUUCGUAGAAUUAAUCCCUAAGAGCGGCCGAGGACUAUUCGUCCUUAACGUGUAUAGUAAACCCACACUGCAGCACAGAUUCGGGGACCUACUGCGGGCCGCGCGCGCGGCUUCCGGCGGCGAGCCUCUGCUUGUUGCGGGCGACUUUAACGCGCCCCACGGAGCCUGGGGCUACACCCGAGAAACACCCAAGGGCAAACACCUUUGGGAAGACUCGCAAGACCAAAGGCUUGCACUGAUCGCGAAUCCCGCCGAUCCUACACGCAGAGGGAACAGCGUGAGUGCCGAUACGUUACCAGACCUUGCGUUUGUUUCAAAUGUAACAACAGCGCACUGGCAAAACACGCAGGAAGAUUUGGGGAGCGACCAUGCGCUGAUCGAGAUAACGAUAGGCACGGGCCCGAGCGGUCGUGGUACUUACCCUGAGGGCAAAGGUCGUAAGCUCAAGCUCGUGAAGUGGGACACGUUCCGCAAGAAACGAAAAGAAGCGGGGCGAGGCGAUAAGCCGAUUACGGACAUAGACGAGUGGACCGAGACGCUCAGAAGGGACGUAGGUGCAGCAACGAGCGAGGUUCCGCCCGAGGCGAACCUCGAAAUAAUUGACAGCAGGCUCCUACACAUGUGGGAAGCAAAGCGAGCCCUCCUAAAGAGAUGGAAAUGCCAAAGACAUAAUAAGGCGUUGCGGAAACGCAUAGCGCAGUUAGACAGAGACAUCGAAGAACACGCACUUCAGGUAUGCAGGGCACAAUGGGAAGACACGUGCAACGGCCUCGAGAGGCAGAUGACCGGGGCGAGCGCUUGGCGCCUUUUUAGACACCUAUUAGAUCCGGAGGAGACUCGGGCCGCUCAAGGCCACAAGACUCGUAGACUCCUAAGAGAUUAUAAAGGCGAUAACUUCCUUGACGCCAUACGUGACCGUUACUUUAAGAAAGCCGAAAGCAUCCAGUACGCUGAGUACGACGGCGUCACAAACAAGAAACUGGACGCGGAAUUUAGCGAAUCGGAAAUUCGGUUAGUCCUGGUCGAACUCAACACUCGAUCGGCGCCCGGCCCGGACCGGGCUACCAACAAGACUCUCCGAAACCUAGACGACGAGUCAAUCUCCCGACUCGCGGCCUACGUCAAUGAGUGCUGGCGAGAGGGUUCCCUUCCCGAAGCGUGGAAACGGGCCCGCGUCAUCAUGAUUCCUAAACCUGGCAAGCAAGUUACGCUCGAUAAUCUAAGACCGAUUUCGCUUACGUCUUGCGUCGGCAAAGUCAUGGAACACGCAGUUCUCACCCGCGUGACCGACUUUCUCGAAGAUCAUGACGCGUUCCCGCACACCAUGCUAGGAUUCCGCCGCAACCUCUCCGCACAGGACGUAUUGCUUCAACUUAAACACCAGAUCGUAGACGACACUACCAGCUCCACUAAGGCAAUUCUAGGCUUAGAUAUUAAAAAGGCCUUUGACAGUGUUAAGCACGAAGCGAUCUUAAAAACAAUUAGAACAUUAGGACUAGGCCAAAGAAUGUAUAAUUACGUUAGAGACUUCCUCACGGGCAGGCGCGCAUGCGUCGUCGUCGGUGACGAGGAAUCACCGGAAUUUCUGACGGGUCCGUGCGGCACGCCGCAAGGAUCCGUCAUAUCACCAUUACUCUUUAAUUUAGUUCUACUUGGUCUACCCGAGAAAUUAACAGAAAUAGAAGGAUUACAUCACAGUCUCUACGCGGAUGACAUCACCCUCUGGGUUCCCGGAGGGGGAUGUGACGGUCACGUCGAGCGAACGCUACAGGCAGGAGUAGAUGCGGUUCAGAAUUACUUGCGUGGAACGGGCCUCGAGUGCUCGGCUACCAAGUCCGAACUCUUACUCUACAAACCCACAAGGAGAGGUCGUAAAACCCUGCGCGAACAGGAACGGGAAUAUUCGAAAAUACGUAUUACAUUGGCAGAUGGUACUCCCGUACCGCACGUAGAGAAAAUUAGAAUCCUAGGGUUACACCUGCAGGCAAACGGCCAUAACGGAGAGACGGUGCGAAUACUUCGUCGUUCGGUAGAUGACACCAUCCGACUCUUGCGUCGCAUCACGAACAGACGCAAUGGUAUGCGUGAAGAGUGCGCGAUCCGUCUCGUGCAGGCAUACGCGAUAAGCCGCAUAACGUAUGUUGCCCCCUACCUGAGGUGGAUCGGGUCUGAAAAAAACAAAGUCGAAUGCAUGAUCCGAAAGGCUUUUAGGAGGGCGGUCGGCGUUCCACUCAACGCGAGCACCGACAAGUUUCUAGAGCUCGGAGUUCACAACUCUCUCAACGAGUUAAUCGAGGCGCACGACAUUGCGCAAUACGAACGAUUAUCCAGGUCAAAGGCAGGUCGAUGCAUCCUCGAGUCGCUCAGCAUCGCGUACCACACUCAGCAUGGAGAAAAGAUGGCGGUUCCCGCCUCUGUUCGCGACCGCCUGAUCAUCCCGCCGCUUCCCAAGAACAUGCACCCGACGCACCACGCCGGGAGACGCAACAAACGAGCAAGCGACCUUGAGAAGAAGUUUGGUAACAGCAACGAGGCGGUGUACGUAGACGCGGCGCGAUAUGGAGGAGGGAGAAGCGCGCACGUGAUAGCGGUUGUAGACCGCUCGGGUAGGUGCCUCGCGAGCGCCACGGUGACCACGGGACACACGGAAGCGGCCGAAGAAGCCGCGAUAGCCCUAGCGCUCGUCGCGGUGCCGAACGCUGCGAUCGUGAUCAGCGACUCGCAGGCGGCAAUCCGCGGCUUCGCGCGCGGUCGUGUCUCGCGGGAAGCGGCCCGCAUACUCCAAAUUUCUGACGACGGCGACUCGUCAUCGCCCUCGCAACCCCAAAAUUCUACGGUCUUCCUCCUCUGGACCCCGGCACACACCGAUGUUCCGCUAGCGGGAAACGAGGCGGCCCACGCCACGGCUCGAGGUCUCACACGCCGAGCCGCCGCUGAUUAUGUGGCCGCCUCCGCCCCCGAGAGCGGAGCAUCGGAUCUGCCGGAUCGGGACACUACAACAGAAACACAGCAACAAGAAACACACUGGGCGUGGGGCGAUCGCCUAACCACGUUCAGAGACCUCACCCAACACUACAGACUCGAAAGACGCAGAUUCCCGCCACCACACGAUAAACUGAACAGGAACGAGGCCGUGACGUUACGCUUGCUGCAGACACACACCUACCCUAGCCCCGCUAUCUUACACCACUGCUAUCCGCGUUUGUACCCAACAGACGCGUGUAAAACAUGCGGACGCAGAGCAACGCUGCGACACAUGCUCUGGGAGUGUACCGGCAACAACGGUAAUCAAAGCAGCUCCGUUGGCGACGCGUCCAUAAUCGCGGCUGUUGCCAGAGUAGAAGGCUCGAGCUCCGUUCUUCCCGACGCCGCCCCGGAUGCGGGAGCCGCCGGGGACCUUCUCCGUAGGCGUCGCCGCCGCUGGGAGGCGGCUAUCAGAAGUUCAGAGCUGGCAGACCAGCUCUGGGCCGUCCGGCAAGCCGAAGAUGCCGCUCGAGUCCAAGAACUUCGAGCCGUCACCUGAGGCCACCACAUCAAGAACUGCCGGACUAUUCUUUACUAAAGUUUCUUCUUCUUCUUCUUCUUCUUGUAUUACUCUCAAUGCCGUAAUAACUUGCGCCGUGCGUUGGGAAGCACGAGGGGAAGAUAAACGUUCUUUCGUGGAGUUGCCCCAUUAAUGCUGCUCUCGGCGACUGCGACGGCUAUCAAAGCUAGACGCCGUCGAUGACAAACUCGCUAGCUUCCUCCAAAUCAGGGGAUGCAAGCAUUCACGGUCCGUGGCAAUCACGGGCAUCUCAUUAAUUUGUUGAAGGAGCGAAGACACGCUGAAAGUUCUUUUGCUGCUCAUCUGUCUUUCUUUGCGCAGUGCUCAUCUAAUAAAAGAUUACGGUGAACGCAUAUUGA
Messenger RNA from Dermacentor albipictus, 6506 nucleotides. Lineage: Eukaryota; Metazoa; Arthropoda; Arachnida; Ixodida; Ixodidae. The record is from RefSeq and is a predicted model, not a curated record.